CUCUCCUAAAAAGAAAAACAAAAGCUAUUUUUUUUCUGUUUCCAUAAGAAAAAAAGAAGAAGUAAGCAGAGGAGGAGAAAAAAAGAAGUCAGUGCCGAGGGUUGUGAUACUGAGCCUUUGAUUACAUCAAGAAGUGUUUUUAGUGGAAGGAUCUACUGAACUGGUCUUUAAUAUGGGGGAAGAUACACAGGCAACCGUUGAGCCAACUGCAAACAAGACUUGUUCUCUUGAAAAGCCAUCAGAUGCUAUGGCUGGAAAAAAGGAGGAGGAGAAUGCUGGAGGUAAGAAAACACAAGAACUUUCGAAAGAGGAGGAUAUGGCUGAACCUGAGAAAAUGGAGAUAGAUGCUGAGACAAAGAAAGAUGAUGAAAAAUCUGGGACGGAAGAUAAAGAGUCAGAGGGUAAGAGAAAUGAAGACAACGCUGAGACUGAAAAAGUGGACGAAGAUGUUAAGGUCACAAAUGAUGCGGGACAAGUAGGGGCUACCAACAUGGACGAAGUUGCUGAUGGAAAGAAAGAGCAAACUGAUGAUGGUGUUUCAGUGGCAGAUACUGUAAUGAAGAAUGUGGAACCUAAAGACAAUAACAAUGCCAAAUAUGGUGAAAAGCAAGACAUCAAAGAGACGAGUAGUACUGAAGCAGACCAUAAGAAAGCUGGGAAAGAAUCAGAGGGGGACAUAAAACAUGAAAGUGAAAAGGCAAAUGGAACGAAAGUUGGGAAUACAGGAGACAUCAAAGAGGAAGAGAAACUGGUAGGUGAAGACAAAGUGACAGAAAAUGUUGAAAAAGUGGAGAAUGAGGAGGAGUUGGUUGGAGCAGGGAAAGAAAAGGAAGAAAAGAAAAAAGAGGAAGUUGAGGCGGCAAUGCCUCAGGUGGAUGAGGCAAAGGUUGAAGAUGAAAAACAAGGGGGUGAGGAUGAGAACGAGAAUGAAAAAGUGGAGAGCAAACAUGAGAAGGAAGAUGAGAAAGAGGAGAGAAAUGAUGAUAAGGAAGAAAAAGCUGAGAGUGGUGAUGAUAAUAAAGAUGAAAAAGAAGAGAGCAAGGGUUCUAAAAAGCGUGGGAAAGGAAAGAGUUCUGCAGAAAAGGCUCGCGAGAAGACAAAAAAAGAGGAAGAAAAAAAAGAUGCAGAGCCUAGGACUCCUUUUUCCGAUCGACCUGUGCGUGAGCGGAAAUCUGUUGAAAGGCUUGUUGCAUUGAUUGAUAGAGAUUCCUCGAAAGAAUUCCGUAUUGAAAAGGGGCAAGGUGCAUAUCUCAAAGAUAUUCCCAAUGUUGCUAACAAGGUAUCAAGGAAGAAGUCUGAUGAAACUUUGAAGCUGCUGCACGGAAUUCUAUUUGGUGGGAGGAGAGGGAAGGCUGCCCAGAUCAAGACAAACAUAUUGGGGUUCUCUGGUUUCGUUUGGCAUGGAAAUGAGAAGAAGGCAAAAGAGAAAGUAAAAGAAAAGCUUGAAAAAUACGUCAAAGAAAAAUUGUUGGAGUUUUGUGAUGUGUUGGACAUACAUUUUACCAAGACUACAAUAAAGAAGGAGGAUAUUAUUACAAAACUGAUUGACUUUUUGGAGAAACCCCAUGCGACGGGCGACGUAUCUGUUUCUGAGAAAGAUAAGUCAAGUAAGGGAGCAAAACGCAAGAGAACUCCGAAGCAAAGUUCACCUGCAGCUGGGAGUUCAUCCUCCAAGCGAUCAGCAAAGAGCCAAAAAAAGUCUGAAGAAGCAACAAAGGAUGUCAAAAAGAGUUUAUCUCAUUCUGAUGAUGAAUCUGAAGAGGAGAAAGAGGAAGAAGAAGAACAAGAAAAGCAAGAGAAAGAGGAGAAGGCAGCAGAGGAUGAAGAGAAUAAAGAGGGGGAGAAGGAAAAUGGCAUUCCUGAUAAAUCUGAGGAUGAGGCACCUCAACCUUCUGAAAGCGAGGAGAAAGAUGAAUCUGAGGAGCAUUCUGAAGAAGAAACUGCAAAGAAGAAACGUGGUUCUAGAUUGUCAGCUGGAAAGAAAGAAUCAGCAGGCAGAGCUAGAAACAAGAAAGUGGCUGUCGCUGCAAAAAUCAGCCCACCAGAGAAAGUUACACAGAAGCGAUCAUCAGCAAAACGAAAGAAGACUGAUGAUGAUAGUGAUACAAGUCCAAAGCCGUCCUCUAAGAGGAAGAAGUCUGAGAAACUUACCAAGGCCUCCCCUGCUCCUUCAAAGUCUGCAUCAAAAGAGAAGCCAGUAAAAAGGGCUGGAAAAGGGAAAGACAAGCCUAGCGAUAAAGUGCUCAAAAAUGCAAUUGUAGAGAUCUUGAAAAGAGUGGACUUUAGUACAGCUACGUUCACAGACAUCCUCAAAGAACUUGCUAAGGAGUUCAAAGAAGAUCUCACCCCAAGAAAGUCAUCUAUAAAGCUGAUUAUCCAAGAGGAGCUCACCAAAUUAGCAGAAGAGGCUGAGGAAGAGGAGGAAGAUGAGGAGGAGGAGAAGAAAGAAGAGGAUGCAGCGAAGAAGAAAGUGGGAGGGUCUGGUGGUGGUGAGGAGGGGAAAGACUAAACUCAUGUCUGAUCACAUCGCACAUAUUGAUCUCUUCUCGCACAUAGUAGUCAUCUGGCAAAUGUGUAAGUUAAAUCUGUGGAUGUAAUCUUUUGUUGUUGGAGUCUGAACUGCGCAAAGCAGCUUUACUUUUGGUAGAGACAAGAGGAAGAAGCUGCAUAGCCAAAGGAUAGGUUGCUUGUAUGUCUAUAGCAUUUAACAUAAAAGCCUCCUUGGAUUGUCUUUUGAUUUGUGAGGCUCUCUUUUGAAGACAUUGUUAAGGUUAUCUUUAGUUUCUGUCUUCUGGUUUGAAGGAGGUUAAUGGUAAUAAAUGAAUAAUAUGAUUCUCUUGAUA
Molecule: messenger RNA, 2843 nt
Organism: Capsella rubella
Lineage: Eukaryota; Viridiplantae; Streptophyta; Magnoliopsida; Brassicales; Brassicaceae
Product: DNA ligase 1
Exons: 12
Coding region: 173-2509 (778 amino acids)
Biological process (GO): chromatin organization; regulation of double-strand break repair
Cellular component (GO): nucleus
Molecular function (GO): DNA binding; histone binding
Source: RefSeq, a predicted model, not a curated record